AUGUCAUCCCCAACAAUGUUCAUUCUAUUCCUCCUUUUUCUCUCCAUCCUAGCACCAUUACACUUGGCUCAAGCUCCAUCACCAUCUUCAAUACUUGCCCCACCACCAUCUCCAAAACAUGCCCCUCCAACAUCUCCAAAACAUUCCCCUCCUCCUCCUUCUUCUUCUUCACCACCACCACCACCACCACCAAAAUAUGCCCCGCCUCCUCCUUCUUCUCCACCACCAUCUCCAGCACAUGCUACUCCUCCUUCUCCAUCACCAUCUCCAACGCAUGCUACUCCUCCACCACCAUCUCCAACGCAUGCUACUCCUCCUUCUCCAUCACCAUCUCCAACGCAUGCUACUCCUCCUUCUCCAUCACCAACGCAUGCUACUCCUCCUUCCCCAUAUCCAACGCAUGCUACUCCUCCUUCUCCAUUACCAACACAUGCUCCUUCUCCUUCUCCAUCACCAUCUCAAACUCAUGCUCCUUCUCCAUCUCCAUCAUCUUCUCAAACUCAUGCUCCUUGUUCUUCUCCAUCACCCUCUCCAACACAUGCCCCACCGCCACCUCUUCCACCUACUUCACCCUCUUCAGCAUGCAAGGCCACAUUAUAUCCAAAACUAUGCCGUUCCAUUCUCUCAUCCAUUCGUUCCUCACCUUCUGACCCUUACAACUUGGGCAAGUUCUCCAUCAAACAAAGUCUCAAACAAGCCAAGAAACUUGUCAAAGUUUUUGCCGACUUCCUCAAAAAGCACCAAUCUUCUUCUCUCAACAGCGCAGAGAUUGCAGCCCUAGAAGACUGCAGUGAGCUCAACCAGCUCAAUGUUGGCUACUUGGAGUCAGUUUCAGAAGAGCUGAAAUCUGCAGACUCAUCCAACACAGAGUUGGUUGAAAAUAUUGAAACAUAUCUCAGUGCUGUGGCCACUAACCAUUACACUUGCUAUGAUGGGUUGGUGGUGAUCAAGAGCAGCGUUGUCAAUGCUCUUGCUGUACCUCUCAACAAUGUUACAGAACUCUAUAGUGUGUCACUUGGGUUGGUCACGCAAGCUCUGAAGAAGAAUCUCAAGAAGCAUAAGACUCGCAAACAUGGUCUACCCACCAAAGAUUACAAGGUCAGACAGCCACUGCAGAAGCUCAUCAAGCUUCUUCACACAAAGUACAGUUGCCCAACAUCAUCCAAUUGCAGUAGUAGAAGUGAAAGGAUUUUAAAAGAAACUGAGAACAAAGGAAUUCUACUUAAAGACAUUGUGAUUGUGAACCUUGAUGGUAGAGACAACUUCACCUCCAUUGGAGAGGCUAUUGCCGCUGCACCAGAUAAUUUAAGGCCAGAAGAUGGCUAUUUCCUUAUCUAUGUCAAACAAGGAUCCUAUGAGGAAUAUGUCACUGUUCCAUUUCAGAAGAAGAAUAUCUUGCUUAUUGGUGAUGGUAUCAACAAAACUUGCAUCACAGGAAACCAUAGUGUAGUAGAUGGUUGGACCACUUUCAAUUCUUCAACCUUUGCUGUCUCGGGAGAAAGAUUCGUUGCAGUUGAUGUUACAUUCAGAAACACAGCUGGCCCUCAGAAGCACCAAGCAGUGGCUGUGAGGAAUAAUGCAGACCUCUCUACAUUCUAUCGUUGCAGUUUUGAAGGAUAUCAAGACACUCUCUAUGUCCACUCUCUCAGGCAAUUUUAUAGGGAAUGUAACAUUUAUGGCACUGUGGAUUUCAUUUUUGGAAAUGCUGCUGUGGUGUUCCAGAGCUGCAAUAUCUAUGCCAGAAAACCAUUGCCAAAUCAGAAGAAUGCAAUCACAGCACAAGGGAGAACUGACCCCAAUCAAAACACUGGAAUUUCAAUACAGAAUUGCAGGAUUGAGGCUGCAUCUGACUUGGCUUUGGAAUCAACUGAAAAUUACUUGGGCAGGCCAUGGAAAGUGUACUCAAGGACAGUGUACAUGCAAUCAUAUAUUGGAGAACUAAUUCAGUCUGUUGGAUGGUUAGAGUGGAAUGGAACAGAUGGAUUAAACACCCUCUUUUAUGGUGAGUUCGAUAACUUUGGACCUGGUUCUGAUACAAGCAAGAGGGUACAAUGGAGUGGUUACAAUAUACUGACUGCUACACAAGCUUGGAACUUUACUGUGUGUAAUUUUACAUUGGGGAAUACAUGGCUUCCAGAUACAGAUAUACCCUAUUCUGAAGGACUUUAG
Messenger RNA from Sphenostylis stenocarpa, 2169 nucleotides. Lineage: Eukaryota; Viridiplantae; Streptophyta; Magnoliopsida; Fabales; Fabaceae. The record is from the annotation of a GenBank genome assembly.